GCCGAUCUGCGCGGCUGGCUCGAGGCAGCCAUCAUCGAUUCUGAUGCUGGUCUUCUCCCCGCUCCCUCUGGCUCUCCCGGCUGCUCUGGCGCUGAAAUAGCGUCAGAGCGCCCUGAAGCAGCCUCAGAGUCUGCCACCCUCGUGGGCGCCGAAAUCCCCGAGUAUGACCGCAAGUUGGCCACGGUCCGCCGCAUUGCAGCCGUGACCACGAUGGAUGAGAACUACGAUAUCAUCGCCAUUGACGGCUGGAGGGUGGUGGCCAACAAAAAGGACAGAUUUUCCCAAGGAGAAUAUGUUUUGUUUCUGGAAGUCGACGCUUUUCUUCCGCAGGUAUCUAAAGACAACCAUCUCUUCGCACAGAUCGGUCCUACUAUCGAGUUUGAUGGUAAAGUUGGCUAUAGAGUCGGUACCUCGGUGUGGACGGACUCGAACGGAAAUAAGGUCAUCUCACAGGGCCACAUCUUCCACCUCUCCGACUUCCCUAACAUCGAUAAGAAGACCUGCGGCUGGCAUUUCGCGUACAUCGAGGAGACCAAAGAAUACUUUGCCGAGCACCUCCGCGGCUUCGACUUUUCGGGCCAGUUAGGAAUCAAAAAGUGGGAGAGCUUCCCAGAGGAGAUAGCAGAGGACUUAAUGGACGCUCCAGCCUCGGGCCCUGAGGUCGACAACUAUACCCCCUUCGCCACAUCAAACCCCAAGCCCCCCUCCUUCAUCAUCAAAACCGACACCAAGCGCGUACAAGACUGCCCCAACCUGUUCAUCAGCCCUAAAUACCAGCAGUUCGUCUUCCAAGAAACCCUCAAAAUGGACGGCGCCACCACCGCCAUCUACUUCAUCAACAACAACGCCAUAGGCAGCGGCAGCAUCGACCUACCCACCCUCCCCCCGCUCAACCACAACAACCACAACAACAACAAUAACAACAACAACAACAAUAACAACAAUAACAACUACCUCCCCUACGCAAUCCACCCCAACGGCCGCCUAGGCGUGUGCACGCGCAAGCAGGACCUGCUCCCGCACCUGACGCCCUCGGCCGGCGCCGGCGCGCCGCAGCACCAGCUCGCCCACUUCUGGGCCGCGGCCGUCGCCGCCGGCCUGCACGCGACCCUCCCGCGCCUCGGCCGCAACCUGGUCGUGCAGGCCGAGCUGGUCGGCGCCUCCGUCCAGGGCAACCCCUACCGCUACCCAGACCCAGACCCAGACCCGGCGGUGGCGGCUGGUCGUGAGGGUGGCGGUGGUGGUGGGGGCGGGGGACCGACGCAUGAGUUGUUCGUGUUCUCCGUGAGCGACGUGGUGGUGGAGCCGACCAACACCAACAAGAAGAGCAAGGGCGGGGCGGUGUCGGUGUCGGCGCGGCGGUGGCACCCGCGGCGGGUCGAGGCGUUCGCGGCGGAGCACGGCCUGCGGCACGUGCCGGUGCUGGGGUAUGCGACGUUGCCGGCGAUAGCGCGGGAUCAUGAGGACUUGGUGGUGCGGGCGGAGCUGAAGAAGGGGGAGGGGUUGGUGUUUAAGAAUGUCGUGGAUGGGCGCUGGUUUAAGGUGCUUUCGAGCCGGUGGCUGUUGGAGAAGGGGGAUGAGAUGCAGGCGCGGAAGCAGAUGGGGAAGAAGGGGAAGGGUGGGGGUAAGGGGGCAUUGGAGGAGAAGACUAUGCGAAUUGGGGGUUGGCAGCUUAGUAGCGAGGACGCGGCCAUCAUUGUCAAGGCUUUUCAGGACGUGGAGAAGUGGAUCGAGAGGGAUGAUGGGCUGAGGCAGUGGUUGGAGGACUGGGAGAGGGAGUUUCAUGGCGAGGCUGCCGGUGCUGCCGAUGGUGUGGUGGCCAAUGGUGAGGUGGUCAAUGGUACGAAGGUGGCUAGGAUCCCCGAGGUGAAGCCUAGUGAUGGCGUGAUGGACUGGCUCGGAGCCAAAGGGUUUGGUCUCUAAGGUAGGCUCGCGUUGGGGCACUAGGCGUACCGACGAUGGAGGUCGGGUGGCAGGCGGUGAAUUUUCAGUUUCCUUAGUUAUCGGAUAUAUGGGACGGUGUAGGUAGCGAUUUCUGGAGGCUUCUAGAUAUCUCGAGCAAGUGGUUCGUACGUUGGGCGGAAAAUAC
Messenger RNA from Chaetomium fimeti, 2089 nucleotides. RefSeq lists its product as uncharacterized. The coding region runs from base 211 to 1923 and encodes 570 amino acids. The record is from RefSeq and is a predicted model, not a curated record. The transcript has a single exon. Lineage: Eukaryota; Fungi; Ascomycota; Sordariomycetes; Sordariales; Chaetomiaceae.